Messenger RNA from Drosophila obscura, 1942 nucleotides. RefSeq names its product protein starmaker-like. NCBI's taxonomy places the organism in Eukaryota, Metazoa, Arthropoda, Insecta, Diptera, Drosophilidae. The record is from RefSeq and is a predicted model, not a curated record. The transcript is spliced from 4 exons. The coding region runs from base 94 to 1878 and encodes 594 amino acids.
CAAAAGCGUAUGAGUUUAAUGUCUAAUUUAAAAAAAAUUUGCCAAUAAUUUUAGAUUCAAAAUUUAAGAUUUAUUAAAGAUGUACAUAAGAAAAUGGUUAUGGACCUAGAGCACAUCUGCCGUGAUGCAGCAUCUAGUUCAUCAAGUUCAACCAAUAUAUUCUGCAACAUAAAAAAUCGAUGUAGCCCUUGCCGCUGUUAUCGCUGUUGCACGUCUUCAUUUUUGAAUGAUCAUACCUAUUCUUUGUUGAAAAGGAUCUGCCAUAAGAUAAUAAAAAGCCAUAGCCGUCAACAGUGUCGGGAAAAUUAUUCAGUCUUUGAUGGAGGUAAUAGUACAAAUCUACGAGCACGCAUCGAUCAGCGAGGUUCGUUGAAGGAUUUGGGUUGGCAGAAGAGACGUAGCGAAGGAAAAAUUAGGAAGGAUUGUCGGCGAGAAGGAACUGAUGAGAGGAAAUUAAAACCCACCAUUGAUUUAGGCCCCUUAAAUAAAUCAUUAAGAGAUAAGGGUAUUAAUGAAGAGGAAUUUAGGGCCCUAAAGAUUUCAAAGAAAGGAUCGAAUAAAAAAAAACAGCUAUCUGCCAAAGGGAAAAGUGAAGAUCGAACCGAAAAUAGUGACAAGCCCAGUCAAGAUACAGAUGCAAGUAUUAUAUCCAAAAAAUCACGAAAAGAGAAAGGCCGAAAAGAUAAGGAAAAUGGCAAUACCGAUAAAGAUGACUCCAAAAAAUCUGUGAAAGAAGAAAAUGAGGGCGAACACAUUAAAGGCAACAAAGAUAAGCGUACAAAUGGAAAAACGAAAUCUCAGAACAAUAAGAGCCGAGGUGCAAAAGAUAAAGGCGACACUGACAAUAAAGAUACAGAUAUAACUGAAUCUGGAAAAUCCCGGAAAGAUAAGCGGGGUAAAGAUGACGAUAAGGAAAGUGGUAAUAUAGAUGGAGAUGAGGCCAAAAUAUCCCGGAAACAAACAGGUAAAAAUGAAUCCAGGAAAUCCGAUAAAGACAACAGGAUAGGUAAUAAAGAUAAUGACGAUAGCACUGAAUCGAGAAAGUCCAGAAAAGAUAAAGAUUCUAAAAAGGGAAAAGCUCAUAUUAACGACGACGAUAAUAAUCAGUCUGCUAGUAACUCAAAGAAAGACCAAGGUGAGAAAGAUCGGAGCAGUUACAGCAAGGACGUAAAAUCGAAGUCAAAGAAGGGGGAGUACAAGCUCGAUGACGAAGUUGAUAAUAAUGAGACUGGCGGCAAGAAAAUGAAAAAUGAAAAAUCUAAAGGGAAACCCCUUGGAAAAGGGGCUGAAGAUUCGAAAUCUAAAAAGGACACCUCUGAGGAUAUCGAAGAAAAAUCUAUCGACAAAAAUGUAAUUAAUAGCAUAGUUGACAAAGGUGGCUCUAAGAAAAAAGACGGCUCUUAUAGCGGAGAUGAUGCAAAAAAAUUAAAUAAGAGUAAAUCAGAUGGACUAAAUGAAUCAAGUGCAGGGAGAGAGUCAGUUUUAAAAAGAAAGGGUGUAGGUAGUGACAGAAAGAAACAUGGAGGAUCCACUCCUAAUAUCAGCAAUUUUCAUAAAAAGAAGAAAAGGCGCUCUUCCAGACAAAGUGCCUUUAGUACAAAGGUUGAAAGCAAGUCCGGGGUACGGUUUGGUAUCAAGGGGUCGAAAAACAUUCAGAUGGACGGGCCCUCAAGUAGAUCUGAGUUAUACAUGCAGAGUUUUCUCAGGCCUAGUCGCUGCGAUGAAGUUCGGCCGUGUGAUAUCCUUCGUACCCAACUGGAGCAACGAGAUCUUUCCAGAUUCUUUCAUUGCUGUCCACGAAACAACUGUAGGAUGUGCUCUCCAUGUUGUCUCAAUGCUGUGACUGGCACACCUUGUUGCGGAAAUUUUGGAACAUAAUAUAUACAUGUAUACUUUAAUGCUAAAAUGAGAAUAAAUAUUUAAAAUUAUUGAGUUACCAAAA